AUGUCUUCAGAGGACUCCUCAAAAGUACCUCCACAAACUUUUAUUCUUCCACAAUUCGUCCCUCUCACUCGCGAAUCUGCACAAUUAUCUCUGCAAAGAUAUGAUCGUCAGAAGCGACGGGAAAAGAGAGCCAAAGAGCUUCUGAAGGAACAAAAGCGGAAACGGAGGGAAUGGAUCCGCCAGAAGUCCAAUAUGGAUAAUGACAAAUCGGAGGUUGAGAAUUCAACUUAUGUUCCGCAUUCCUCCGUUCAUGUUGAUGAGGGUCUAAUAGAACCCAGUUCCGAUGACGAUGACUCCUUUGAAAUGCCAGAAAAGCCUAACCCUAUGCUUGUAGUGGGUAAAAAGCUUAUUCCCCCACUUGAUAGCCGGUUUUGCUCAAAGCGAUAUACUGGAAGAGCACUUCAAGAAAUGGAUGAUUUCUAUCGUUACAAAGGGAGUUUUGUGGUGAUAAGUGGAGAUAAAACAAUCUACAGAUUCAGUCUCUACCCAGCGCUGUCUAUAUUUGGACCAUUCAACCCCAUUCGCCGAAUUGCUAUCUACAUUAUGAUAUAUUAUGUUCGUUGUCCCGAGUCUUGGCAAUCUAUCAGCCCUGCGAUCAUUGAGAGUUCUUCGAGCGUUGAAGACGGUCUUAAGACGAUCAUCAGUGCACUAAUGGAUGCUGUGAUGCAUCUUCGAGAUGUGGCCGUAUUGACCCUCUUCAUGCUCUCCAUAUUUGCUCUUAUCGGAGUGCAGUUGUAUCGGGGAACACUUCUUAGAAAAUGUGUUAUUCCAUGGCCAGGAAUAAACACUACUGCUGGUGGGAUCACUUUCAGCCAACUUGUAGACGAUAUCUACCAUAAUAGGACUUUCGACGAAGACUUGACCUCCGAAGUUAAAGGCAUAUUUAACAGCACAUUCCCUUCCUUUUGGGAUAAUUAUCUGAACAAUAUGGAUGUAACCAAAAGCGACAAAUUUCAACUCAGUGACCAUAUGGUGACCUCUGUUUGGUCGGCGCUGACGAACUAUUCUCGUUGGCAAGUAACGGAGUAUUUCUAUGAACAAAGAGACGUCCAAAAUAUGAGACAAAAUUCCGAUUUCCUUUGCAGAGAGGGCAAUAGCACGUGUCCAGUCGAUUUUAUUUGCAAGCAGACUCGCGUUGGAAAUCCAAAUUUUGGAUACACAAACUUUGACAAUUUUGCCAGUGCUCUUCUCUGUUCCUUUCGGCUCAUAACACAGGACUACUGGGAAAGUCUCUACCAAUUGGUUCUGAGAGCUAACGGACCAACGCAUGUAUUCUUCUUUGGAAUGGUGAUAUUUCUUGGCUCAUUCUACUUGCUAAAUAUUAUUUUAGCUAUUGUUUCAAUGUCUUAUGAACAAGUCUGCAAGCAGGACAUGGAGUCAGAUGCCCAGAUAGCCGCAGCAAUAUCGCAAUGUGCAGAAGAGGGUGAGGAACAGGAACACUGUGAGGUCACAAAGAAUACAACUUUGGAUAGCAGUAAUGCCUUCCAUUAUUCAAACACUUCACAUCGACAUUCCAUUCCCACCACCAAACCUCCACUCACAACAACAAGAAAUAACUUGGUAAUCUCGAAGACGCGAAUGCCAAGAAGAUGGAAGAGUGAAAAUAUCCUGCUCAAACAGGGAGACAUGAUAUCACCUAAGUUCUGGGAGAGCGCUGUGCUUUUUGCUGACGAAUUUUCAGUGGAGAACAUGUCCUUUGAAAAGGGACUAAAUUCACUGUCCCCGGUCACAAAUAAGGAGCGAAUCUCUCUAGUUUCGGCUGAGUUGUCUAAUAUCAGCGAAGCUUCUAUUUUAAACCAACCUGAGCAAAAUGCUUUUGGCAAUGGAAACUCAGAUGCCAUCACGAUUGUGAGAAAUCAGCAGUGGGGAGCGAUUCUAAUUGAUGAUAAGGAAAUUGAACUAAAUUAUAUGAGUAGCUACAUGACAUCUUCUCUCUCUCUUCUCAAGUGGAAUGCUGUGGACAUCUUCAAUGUCUGCUUAAAAGUCCUACUCAGUUUACCUGCGCGGGUAUGGCGCUACAUCUCCAAACAGACCGAAGCAGUAUUAUGUGGAUGGACCUGCUGUCCCUGUUACUAUGUGUUUCGACGCUAUGUCGGCUUCUUUAUCCUUGAUCCCUUUGUUGAGCUCUUUAUCACACUUUGUAUCGUCAUCAAUACCAUUUUCAUGGCAAUUGACCAGCCCGAAAAGGGUGAAGCCCUUACGCAAGCUCUUCGAAUAGCCAAUUAUUUUUUCACAACAACAUUCACCGUUGAAGCAGCUCUCAAAUUAAUUGCACUCGGAGCCAAAGAGUAUUUUGCGGAUUCAUGGAAUAUCUUCGACUUUGUUGUAGUAUUCUUCAGUCUAGUUGAAAUUCCCCUAACAAACGUUCGUGGACUCUCUAUUCUUCGUGCAUUUCGUUUGCUAAGAGUUUUCAAACUGGCGAAGUCGUGGCAGACAAUGAAAUUGUUAUUUUCAAUUGUCGCGAUGACUCUAAAUGCAUUGGGGAACUUAACAGCUAUUUUAAUGAUAUCUGUCUUUGUGUUUGCUGUGCUUGGAAUGUCCCUAUUUGGGGAGAAUUACAAAGAGUUCACGAAUAUCACACGGUUUCCCGAAAAAGGUGGCAAGAUUCCUCGUUGGAAUUUCUGUGAUUUCACGCAUUCCUUCAUGAUUGUCUUUCGAGUGCUCUGUGGUGAAUGGAUUGAAUCUAUGUGGGACUGUUUGGAAGUGAAUGGUUGGAGUUGCACAAUAUUCUUCCUCAUGACUAUGGUCCUUGGAAAUCUAGUAGUACUAAGCUUAUUCCUGGCGCUCCUGUUGAGCUCCUUUAGCGCCGAAAGCUUUCAAAAGGAGGAAGAAUGCGGAGAUCAAAAUAAACUUCAAAUAGCUCUUGAUCGUAUUUACCGUUUUGGAAUUUGGAUGAAAUUGAACAUUCAAAAGAUUUUCACCUACAGAACUAGACGACGUUGCUCCCGAAGUAGAAAAUGCCCGUAUUCUUGCAGUUCUCCAAUAUCGUCAAUACACAAGACCUCUGAUACAUCAUCACCUCAUCAAGAUUGUGAAGGCAAUGAAGAGAAAUUUGAGGUGCGCGAAAAUGAUCCAGAAGAAGUUUUGGAGGCGGAGUCUGUGGACAUGGCCUUUUGGGAACAUCCAGAGGAUUGUUGUGCACCAUGGCUCUGGAAUUUAGUCAGUCCACUUUGCAACGGAGUUCUGGGUUCCAAAGUUGGAGCAGUAUGGAGACGUCUCAGACAAAGCUGCUACUGCAUUGUGGAAAAUCGAUAUUUUGAGAGCUUCAUUUUCCUCAUGAUCAUCAUCAGCAGUGGGACUUUGGCUCUUGAAGACAAGAAUCUACCUUCCAGACCGAGAUUGAAAAUGGCACUAGAUUACAUGGACAAAAUCUUCACGUUCAUUUUCUUAAUGGAGAUGCUUUUGAAGUGGUUCGCCUACGGGUUAAGGAAAUUUUUCAGCGAUGCCUGGUGCUGGCUUGAUUUCACUAUUGUUACGAUUGCUGUUACAAGUAUGGUCUUGAGCUAUGGGAAGACAGACGGGAAAACAAGUAUGAAUUCCUUUAAAGCCAUGCGAACUCUUCGAGCUCUGAGACCACUAAGAGCUCUUUCAAGAUGGGAGGGAAUGCGGAUUGUUGUGAAUGCUCUGCUUCAAGCCAUUCCAUCUAUUUGCAAUGUGGUCUUGGUCUGCUUGUUAUUUUGGCUCAUUUGCUCCAUUAUGGGAAUGCAACUAUUUGGUGGAAAAUUCAGAAAGUGUGUUAGUGAAGCAACCGGAGAGCGACUACCGGCUGAUCAGUAUCCUAAUCGAACUAUUUGCGAGCUGCAUAAGAAAUUAUAUAAAAACGUUAGUUGGGAUAACUCAAAGAUAAAUUUCGACAAUGUUCCCAAUGGAUUUCUUGCGUUGCUACAAGUCGCCACUUUCAAGGGGUGGAUUGAAAUAAUGGCAGACGCUGUGGAUAUAACUGAUUAUGAUCAACAACCCGUGUAUAACAAUGCCACCAGUUACUACCUAUUCUUCAUACUCUUCAUUAUUGUUGGAUCAUUCUUCACACUGAAUCUCUUCAUUGGUGCUGGCGGUUCAUUAGAGUUAUUCAUGACUGAAGAUCAAAAGAAGUACUAUCAAGCUAUGAAGAAGAUGGUCAGAAGGACACCACAAAAGCCAAUACCAAAACCAAAGCUAAAGGUUUCACGAUGGAUAUUUAAGAUAAUUUCAAAUCGUAACUUUGACCUCUUCAUCUUGGGAAUGAUCGGUUUGAAUACACUCAUUAUGUGCUUCGAACAUCAUCGUCAAUCUGAAGUCAUGAAGCAUUCCAUGGAAAUUAUCAACAAAGUUUUCGUUAUUAUCUUCACUAUUGAGUUCGUGCUUAAACUUAUCGGUCAACGAUGGUAUUACUUUAAAGAUCCAUGGAAUAUUUUCGACUGUUGUAUAGUUAUAUUCUCCCUCGUUUGUUGGGGUGUGGAGGACUUAAUGACCACACUUCCUGUUCCGCCAACUACAAUUCGAAUCGUGCGGCUGUUCCGCGUUGGUCGAGUGCUUAGAUUGGUUAAAUCAGCCCGCGGAAUUCGCACCCUCCUAUUUGCCUUGAUCGUCUCGCUUCCAGCACUUUUCAAUGUAGCCUUGCUUCUGUUUCUCACUGCUUUUGUUUACUCCAUUGUUGGAAUGUCCUUCUUUGGCAAAGUUGCCUACUAUGCUGGAAUUGAUGCUGAAUUCAAUUUUGAAACAUUUUCACAAGCAUUCAUUAUUCUGCUCCAGAUGUCUACUUCUGCAGGUUGGAGCGCAGUAUUUGAAGGUCUGAGCAAUACCGAUCCUGCCUACUGCAGUAUGGAGGAAGGAACUUGUGGCAACUUCCUUUGGGCCACCCUAUUCAUGGUCUCCUACCUCAUUAUUUCGUUUAUGGUCAUCAUUAACAUGUACAUUGCCGUCAUUCUGGAGAACUUCAGUCAGGCUACCGAAGAUGUCCAGCAGGGUCUUACCCAGGACGAAUUCGACGCGUUCUAUGAAGUUUGGGAGCUUUAUGACACUCACGCUCUCGGAUUUAUUGAGCUCAAGUACCUUGAAGAAUUCGUUGAGAAAAUUGGUCCACCAUUGGGAAUUCCACGACCCAACAGAAUUCGAUUGGCUUGCCUCUCUGUUCAAAUCUGUUCACAUGAUAGAAUAUUCUGUAUGGACCUACUGGAUGCUCUAACUCGAAACUUUCUCGGUCGUCUCACAACAGAGCAUCCGGAGACCCUUGUUGAACAAGUCGAGAUUGGUGUUGCAAACACAUCCACAACUCAAGAAGGUGGAAUUGAUCGGAACAACUUUGUAGCUAAAGCUGCCAAAGAACCUGUGGUGCCUAUCAGUAACACCUAUGAGCGACAAAGGGAGCGUAUGGCUGCAUACAAAAUUCUAUAUUUCUGGAGGAGGCAUGGGAGACGGAAGUUAUCCGGAGAGAAGCUAACUUGGAAUCAACAAUACUAUUAA
Molecule: messenger RNA, 5442 nt
Organism: Rodentolepis nana
Lineage: Eukaryota; Metazoa; Platyhelminthes; Cestoda; Cyclophyllidea; Hymenolepididae
Source: the annotation of a GenBank genome assembly